Molecule: messenger RNA, 676 nt
Organism: Arvicanthis niloticus (Nile rat)
Lineage: Eukaryota; Metazoa; Chordata; Mammalia; Rodentia; Muridae
Source: RefSeq, a predicted model, not a curated record
CUACAAGAGCGAGGCUGGUGGGGCCACCAUCAGUGGCACCAUGCUCCCGCAGGCUGCAGCCAAUACCGUGACAUCUGUGGCACCCCCAGACCAGGCACCUAAGAGCCCUGCGGCCAGCGGUGUGCCCCAGGCCCUGGCACCCGCCAGGCUGCUUGCAGCAAACCCCAGAAGAGACGCAGCCCCCAGGCCCGCCCAGGCCUCAUCACCUCCCACAGGCAGCGGGGAUGCAGAGAAAAGAGUUCUCGCCACCAAAGUCCUUGGCACUGUCAAAUGGUUCAAUGUCAGAAACGGAUAUGGGUUUGUAAACCGAAAUGACACCAAAGAAGAUGUAUUUGUACACCAGACUGCCAUCAAGAAGAAUAAUCCAUGCAAGUAUCUGUGUAGUGUGGGGGAGGGAGAAAUUGUAGAGUUUGAUGUGGUUGCAGGAAAAGUGGGUCCUAAAGCAAGAAAUGUGACUGGCCCAGAUGGAGUUCCAAUAGAAGGGAGCCACUAUGCUGUUGAUCGUCACCAAUAUGGCAGGCGCCGUGGACCUCCCCAUAAUGCUGGUGAGAUUAGACAGAUGAAAGAUGGAGUCCCCGAGGGAACACAACUCCUGGUCCAUCGGAAUCCAACCUACUGCCCGAGGUUCUGCAGGGGAACCGCUCACCCAUGCAUGAGUCCAUAUUGUUCCCUACAG